AGAUAAAAAUGACACCUUAAGAAAUUUGUAUGGACUUGCCAAUAGAAUUUGCAAAAGCCUUAGAGUAGAUAUAGAUACAAAUAUAGAUAUAUUAAAUCCUUGUAGUAUUAAAGCGACCCUGAUUAUGAUUACUUGAUAUAAUUAUUUAGGAAAUUGGCAUAAUCAAGGAAGAUUGAUUAUGAUGAUAUCUAUGAAUGGACUGUUACUAAUAAUAAUACAUAAAUUUUAAAUCAAAAAUAAGAGAACUCAAUAAUAUAGGUUGCUUCUUUGUAAUAAUUUGAAAGAACUCCUAUAUCUAAAUAAAAUAAAUGGUAAAUUUUAGUAAAAUUAUAGCCAUUCAUUAAAAGUGCCUUCAACUCAUGACAUCUUAUAAGAUAGAAAGAGAUCUUUUUAAAAUGAUUCUAAAAUUUAGUUACUAAAAGUUGAUGAUUUAAAUAAAUCGAUAGAAAACACUUAUUAAUUGAGUUAGAUGGUACAUGAUUUUGACUCAAAGUAAGAUUACAUAUCCUAAGAUGAUGCAAUAGAUACUUUAUUUACAAGAUAUAAUACAUUAAAAAGUUAGAAUAUUGAAAUGUAAUAUCAUUUAUUUAAAAUAGUCAUCAUCCUUAGAAUGAAAAAAAGUAAUAAAGUGGAUAAAAAAAUUUAUAAAUAAAAUGA
Messenger RNA from Paramecium sonneborni, 657 nucleotides. NCBI's taxonomy places the organism in Eukaryota, Ciliophora, Oligohymenophorea, Peniculida, Parameciidae. The record is from the annotation of a GenBank genome assembly.